Molecule: messenger RNA, 666 nt
Organism: Talpa occidentalis (Iberian mole)
Lineage: Eukaryota; Metazoa; Chordata; Mammalia; Eulipotyphla; Talpidae
Gene: GMFG
Product: glia maturation factor gamma
Exons: 7
Coding region: 131-559 (142 amino acids)
Biological process (GO): actin filament debranching; negative regulation of Arp2/3 complex-mediated actin nucleation
Cellular component (GO): actin cortical patch
Molecular function (GO): actin binding; Arp2/3 complex binding
Source: RefSeq, a predicted model, not a curated record
ACAGGCAUAAACAGGAUGUGGUGGUAGAUGAAACCUUUCCCCUACCCUACACCCCGCCCCCCAAGUGCUCAUCCCCACCCCUAGAAGACUGCAGAACUGAGAAAAGAAGAGACCUGUGGACAGAAAAGUCAUGUCCGACUCCCUGGUGGUGUGCGAGGUGGACCCAGAACUAAAGGAAAAGCUGAGGAAAUUCCGCUUCCGAAAAGAGACAGACAAUGCAGCCAUAAUAAUGAAGGUGGACAAAGACCGGCAGAUGGUGGUGCUGGAGGAAGAAUUUCAGAACAUUUCUCCAGAGGAACUAAAAACAGAGUUGCCGGAGAGACAGCCCAGGUUCGUGGUUUACAGCUACAAGUACGUGCACGAAGACGGCCGGGUGUCCUACCCCUUGUGUUUCAUCUUCUCCAGCCCUGUAGGCUGCAAACCUGAACAACAGAUGAUGUACGCGGGGAGUAAGAACAGACUGGUGCAGACGGCAGAGCUCACGAAGGUGUUUGAAAUCCGCACCACUGAUGACCUCACAGAGACCUGGCUGCAGGAGAAGUUGUCUUUCUUUCGUUGACCUAUGGGUUGGGAACCCAAGUUCCUGAUGUCUGAGUCCCCAAAGAAUCUGGGGGCUUGGAUCCCUAGGACCUGAAUGUCUGAAACCUUAGAGGAAUUAAAAUGCAA